CUUCCAGAAAUCUUUCAUGGUCUAUAAUACAGCAGAGAUGUGGCCUGGACUUUGCUUUGUUCCCAGGAGAUCAAAUCUUUUGAGGUCAAAACAAAGAAACUUGAAAUAUUGUAGAUAUAAGUAUGACCAGGGGGAACCCAGAUACCAGAAUCUAACUCAUAAUAUCCAAUGUGUCAUAUAUUUACCUAUUUUCUCUUUAAAUUUUUUUUUAACUUCUAGCUCAACAUUAUUGAAGAGGAAUAAAUUUUUUUUGAACUUCUAGUUCAACAUUAUUGAAGAGGAAUAUAAUGUAUUUCCACAUCUUCCAAAGAACAAAAAGGAGAGUGGAAGAAGGAGAGAGAGAAAGGACGAGACAUGAACCACACAAUGGUCACAGAGUUUGUCCUCCUGGGCCUUUCUGAUGAUCCUGACCUUCAGAUUGUGAUUUUUCUCUUUUUAUUUAUCACGUAUAUAUUAAGUGUUACUGGAAACCUGACUAUCAUCACCCUAACCUUUGUGGACUCCCAUCUGCAGACACCUAUGUAUUUCUUCCUCCGGAACUUCUCUUUCUUAGAAAUCUCAUUUACAACCGUAUGCAUCCCCAGAUUUCUGGGGGCAAUUAUCACCAGGAAUAAGACUAUUUCCUAUAACAACUGUGCAGCCCAACUCUUUUUCUUUAUCUUCAUGGGGGUGACUGAAUUUUACAUUUUAACUGCCAUGUCCUAUGACCGCUAUGUUGCCAUCUGCAAGCCCCUUCAUUACACAUCCAUCAUGAACAGGAAACUCUGCACUCUACUUGUGCUGUGUGCCUGGCUAAGUGGGUUUCUGACCAUUUUCCCACCCCUUAUGCUUCUCCUCCAGCUGGAUUACUGUGCUUCCAACGUCAUUGAUCACUUUGCAUGUGACUAUUUUCCCCUCUUACAACUAUCUUGUUCAGAUACAUGGCUCCUAGAAGUAAUUGGUUUUUACUUUGCUUUGGUUACUUUGCUGUUCACUUUGGCAUUAGUGAUUUUAUCUUACAUGUACAUUAUCAGGACCAUUUUGAGAAUCCCGUCUGCCAGUCAAAGAAAAAAGGCUUUCUCCACUUGUUCUUCUCACAUGAUUGUCAUUUCCAUUUCUUAUGGAAGCUGUAUAUUCAUGUAUGCUAAUCCAUCUGCAAAAGAAAAGGCAUCAUUGACAAAAGGAAUAGCUAUUCUCAAUACAUCUGUUGCCCCCAUGCUGAACCCCUUCAUUUACACUCUGAGAAACCAGCAAGUAAAACAAGCCUUCAAAAAUGUGGUCCACAAAGUUGUGUUUUAUGCAAAUCAAUGA
Messenger RNA from Homo sapiens (human), 1290 nucleotides. RefSeq names its product olfactory receptor family 6 subfamily C member 3 (gene OR6C3). Lineage: Eukaryota; Metazoa; Chordata; Mammalia; Primates; Hominidae. The transcript has 2 exons. The record is from RefSeq and is marked validated. Bases 355 to 1290 code for a protein of 311 amino acids. Gene Ontology annotation, biological process: detection of chemical stimulus involved in sensory perception of smell; G protein-coupled receptor signaling pathway. Gene Ontology annotation, cellular component: membrane; plasma membrane. Gene Ontology annotation, molecular function: G protein-coupled receptor activity; olfactory receptor activity.